Nematostella vectensis (starlet sea anemone) is the source of this 13842-nucleotide messenger RNA. RefSeq names its product mucin-2. Bases 139 to 13671 code for a protein of 4510 amino acids. Lineage: Eukaryota; Metazoa; Cnidaria; Anthozoa; Actiniaria; Edwardsiidae. The record is from RefSeq and is a predicted model, not a curated record. The transcript is spliced from 44 exons. Gene Ontology annotation, molecular function: serine-type endopeptidase inhibitor activity; protein binding. Gene Ontology annotation, cellular component: extracellular matrix.
AAAGCGGCCUUCACAUCUCGAAGCGGCACUGGAGGCCGUAGCACAAGGCCUCAAUUUUCAUUUAUUUAUCACAAGAGUCAGUGAAAAAAUUCAAAUACUGAAGGGAGAUUUUUUAAAGAUUUAUAUUUUUUCCGUAAGAUGAGCUGUAAGCUCGGUGCUGUUCCGGCUCUGCUGUUAUCAUGGAUUUUAAUUAACUUAGCCCCAUAUCAGGACGCCCCUAUCGCAGAUGCCGUAAGAAUCGAUGUACCCAACACUUUUGAGAGGGAAAUCGAUGGGCUCGCAGCGCUAGCCAGAAAGCAAAGGAGUGCCAAUGACAAUCUUUUCCAGUUCGAUGAACAGAAACAAGCGUCAGGCCCUAAAUGCUUCCAAAAGGAAAAGCCCGCCGUCGCUGUUUUCCGUCGCUUUAACGCGCUGCUAGAUCUUGCGGAGCGCACAGACGGUGACUGCCAGGAAUUCUACGAGGAAUUGAUCGCCGACAAGACCGAAGGGAAGGACAUCUCCACGAGGACAACCCACCAGGCCUGUCUCAAACGGUGCAGUGACACCUCGGAAAACAAGAAGUCUUGUGAGACGUUCCUGCCCAAAAAAGACAAGUACUACCACAAGCUCGUGGUUGAGAACAAGAGAACUGCUAAAAGGUUUGGCGUCUGCGUACGAGUCCGCAGCUUCGACGGAGACGAGAGCCAUUUGGGUCUAUUCGAGACGAAAAGGGAGUGCAAAAGGAGUUGCAGUCUUCUUACGCAAGAUUCCUCCCCAGCCCAACAGUCACGUAGCCUUCCUUCUCUCAGCAAGCGUGCAAGCUGUCUGUACCCGUGUAUGAAUGGAGGGUCCUGCAUAAACGGAAAAUGCGUCUGCGCUGUAGGAUUUACUGGAAACACAUGCGAAGAACGUCUAUGCGACCCUCCGUGUCAGAACUCUGGGACAUGCAACAACGGGACAUGUAUUUGCACUAAGCAGUACACAGGAAAAUCAUGCGAACAUGCAAUUUGUGACAUACCAUGUGCGAAUGGAGGCACAUGCAACGAUCCAGAUCGCAACAUUUGUACCUGCCCACCUGGAUAUUAUGGAUCUCGUUGUCAAUUUGCUUCUUGUGUUCCCUUCUGUCAAAACGGUGGAACCUGUUCCUCCCCGAACACGUGCAAGUGUCCGUUCGCAUAUACUGGCAACCUCUGUCAAACACCGAAAGGUGCUUUCAACCCCGAGUACCGAGGUGUUGCUAUGUUUAAUAGCACUUCAAUGGAGUUCUACGAGCAGUGCUUCCCGGGAUACUCUGGGACUAACUGCUCCAUAGCUAAGGUGUGCGAGAUGACCUCCCAGAAGGGAAUCAGCAAGCAGAUCGCCAAGCUGAUCCUGGACACCGCCAAGGUGAAUAUCCACGCUCUAGACUGGAGUGGUAACAACGCCUCUGACCACACCUGCCUGGCCUACCUCAACUCUGUGGUCAAUGAGUGCACCACGCGUACAACCCUACUCUCGCAGCACCAAUGCGAGGAAUACUGCUUGCCCUCCCAUACCGGAAGCGUCUGUCGCAGGAUCUUCGAUCCUGUCGCUAUGGGAUACAACAGCAGCAUAUACACAUCACCGCGCUGGUACCACGACAACAGCGACAUGACAUGCAAGCCUUUCAGCUACUUGGGUUGUGCUGGCAACGGCAACAACUUCUUCUCACAAGCCGAUUGUAUUUCUCAUUGUAUAACUCCGCCCACAACUCCAGCGCCUCAAUUGCCAGUCAUUCACCCUGCUUCUCCUGAAGUACCCGGACUCUGCUAUAUCAGUGGUCGUGGCCACUUCACGACGUUCGACCAUCAGGAAUACAGCUUUUACGGCACUUGUUCCUACAAGGCUUUGAUUGACAACUCGAACGUUAAGCAGAUAUUCCAGGUGGUGCUGAACAAUGACAAAAACUGUGACAUCAACGCACCAUGCACCAAGUCUGUCGACGUCAAUGUUGACGGCAAGAAAGUGCAUCUUGGACAAGAAGUUGCGUCGCGUCACGGGUUUGUUAAAGUAGACGGAGUCACAGAGAACUUGCCAUACACCAAGAGCUGGCCCAAUAUCCGGCAGGCUGGAAAGUACGUUAUCGUUCGAACGUCUGACGAAGUUCUCAUCUACUUUGACGGUUCUGAAGAGCUGAUGAUCAAAGUACCAGAUUCCUACAAGACCGUCAACAGCUCUGACACCCGCCUAAAGGGUCUCUGCGGUAAUUACGACGGUAACAACACCAACGACUUCAUCGGGCUUGACGGGACGACUUACACCAAGGACAACAUCAACGACUUCGGUGUGUCCAUGCUGGAUGACCCCUUGUGUACAAAUCCGCCUAAACCUCCAUCGGGAUGCUAUUCCGAGGUUGCGGGCGACGUGUUUUCAGCAAUGCAAAACGCCGAGAAAAUGUGCAGUGUCAUCCAGUCAGACGCGUUUUCGGCCUGCCGCUCAAAGGUUGACUUUAGGGACUUCAAGGCUCAGUGUAUCGCUGAUGUGUGCGCGUGCAACUCGACCUCCAGGUCUGACUGCAUGUGCAACGUCCUGUCCACCUACUCCAAAGCCUGCGCAUGGAACCACAACAUCACUCUGUCAUGGAGAAGCCCAAGCUUAUGCCCUGUGACUUGCCCUAGCGGCAUGGAACACAGUGAGUGCAAUUCUGCUUGCCCACGUGAUUGCAGCAACAUGAACUCGGACCCUAACGCGUGUAAUUCCAAAUGCGUGGAUGGAUGUUUCUGUCCGGAGGGCAAGAUACAGGAUCGCGGCAAAUGCGUGGACCCAGGGCAAUGUUCCUGCUACCAUUCAGGGAUCCCAUACGCUCACGGAGCUAUCCGCAAGACGGAAUGCAGCUCUUGCCUGUGUAACGGGGGUAUGUGGAAUUGUACCGACACACCCUGUUCUGGCACUUGUACAAUGGUCGGCAACUCCCACUUCACCACCUUCGACAGCAGGUCUUACAGUAUGCACGGCCAGUGUGACUAUGUCCUUUCUGAGCACUGUCACUUCUCCAACGACACCACCAAGCAGUUCACUAUCCAUAUCAAGAUCUCAAGCGAUGGCAGUCGUCAACUGAUUGUCAGCCUUGCUGGGGCCACGCCUGUUACCCUGGGUGGGGUAGAAGGUUCUCCCACUGUACUGAACUCCAAUGGCAAAGCCACGUCUCACAUCCUGAGUGUCGAGCAUAUCGGUGUCCAGAACGUCCUUGUGCACGCUUACGCCGGCCUGACAAUCCUUUGGACGGGUUAUAAUGCUUACAUCACGGUCGGCCCUGACUUUAAAAGCCAGACUUGUGGUCUUUGUGGCACGUUCAACCAGAACGAUGCGGACGACUUUCACACAAGAGAUGGGGACAACGAAGCGGAUGCGUACGCAUUCGCCCAAGAGUGGCAAGUGGUCAGCAGUGUGGCAGCGUCCAACUGCCAUCGCAGUAACUGGAACCAGCUAGACCAGCCAUGCAGCACGUACUCCAGCAACGAGGGCUACGCAAAGUCGGGUUGCAAUGCCAUUAUUGACCUUAACGGUCCGUUUAAGGCAUGCCAUCGCUAUGUGCCCCCGCAAGAUAUGUACCAGAAGUGCGUCAAAGACGGAUGCAUGUGCAAGGACUGCCUUUGCUCGGUUGCUGCAGCCUACGCUAAAGCUUGUGCCGACAAAGGCAUUGUGAUUGAUGGCUGGCGAGACACCAUUUCUGUUUGCAAACCCAAAUUUGUGUGCCCUGCUGGAACUGUACUAAAGCAAUGUAACAGAGACCCAUUAACAAGGAAACUUCGUUGCCCGUCCACGUGUGAUGACCUCGCUAAUGUGACCGACACAUGUCCCAGUCGAAGGUGCGUCGAGGGGUGCUACUGUGAGAAGGAAGGAGAACUGAUGAACAACGAACACAAGUGUGUCGACAAGACGCAGUGUCCAUGUUACUUUGGCGACACCAUGUACAAAUACGGCGAGAUUCGCAAAGAUCGAUGCAACAACUGCACUUGCAAAGGCGGAGUCUUUGAUUGUACCAAUGUUGACUGCGAGGCGAUGUGCUUAACAAGGGGUCUUGUCUAUUCGGACUGCGGUAUUACAUGUGAAAACCUUCACCCCAUCAAUGGCGGGGAGAGGCCGUGCGUUUCGGGAUGCUACUGUCCGGAUGGACUUAUAAUGCACGACAAUGGAACGUGUGUCCAAAGCAUGCAAUGCCAAUGUAAACACAACAACAAAUACUACGACGCUGGAGCCAUUUCACCUACCGACUGUUCAAGGAAGUGCCGAGGUGAUCGUUACUGGGAGCAACUAGCUGGCAUCCAAGCCCAGCCAGAGUACGAGUGCUCGGCGUUCGGUAAAGGCCAUUACCGCACCUUCGAUGGAAUGCUUUAUAACUUUGAAAGUGAAGGCUGCGGGUACACCUUCAUGGAACACGAGGAUGUCAAGGUUGUUGUCAAGAACAUGAAGUGCGUCAACUCGUUCGAGCUUCAAAUGUGCAAAGAGGUCACCAUAACUCUGGUGAAGGAGAACGUGGAAGUUGUGAUGAUGCAAAAGUCAUUUACGCUCAAACGCAAUGGAAUUGAUACUGCAUACAAUCCCGGGUCGUACCCACCGCCCUGCAAGCCAUUCCUCAACACUUACAUGAACACACUUGAGAUAUUCCAAGUUGGUCUGUUCAUGAUCGUCCGAAUUGUCGACAGGGUCAACCCGAAUCACAUCAAGUUUGAGAUUAGAUUUGAUCAGGGUACUCGAGUGUACGUCAUGGCUAAUACUGAUUACAAGGGUACCGUGCAAGGUCUCUGUGGUAAUUUUGAUGGCAAGGACUCCAACGACAAACGCACAUCUACCGGAAGCAUUGCCACGUCCAUCCCAGAGUUUGCCGAUUCCUGGAGGGUGGGUAGCGCUUGUCUGGAUACCAAAACCGUUUCGCCUUGCGUUCUCUACCCCGACAGAAAACCAUGGGCCGACAAAGGUUGUGAGGAAAUUCGAGCAAACCCGAACUUUACCAUCUGUCAUGACGCGGUCAACCCUGCCCCCUACAUCGAGGCGUGUAAAUACGAGACGUGUAUGAGUCACAUGGGCGGAGACUGUGGGGCCUUUUGCUCCGCCAUCGCCGCUUACGUCAGGGCCUGUAACCGUUAUGGUAUUUCCAUCCUGUGGAGACGAGAAGGAUUCUGUGAACUUCCUUGCUGCCGUCCUUGUGCGAAUAGCGGAGGAUACAUAGCAGAUAACAAACUUCCGUAUUCCUGCUUACAAAAGCCUAAGAACUGUGAUGAAGUAGGAAAUCGGUGUUGUAGGGGAGCCAGGGUUGAAGGUUGUUCAUGUCCCCCGAAUGAGUUCUUUAACGGAAUUAAGUGCGUCCCUCUCAACGAGACAUGUAAUGACACCUGUGCAUCGAGUAUUUACAUUCCAAGCUCUACGCCUACAACAAGUAUCCCAACAACAACAAGCGUCCCAACCACAAAAAUAUCUACACCAACAACAUCUGUUUCCACACCAACAACCAAGGUCUCUACCCCAACGACAACAUCGGUGUCAACACCAACAACCAAGGUGUCAACACCAACAACCAAGGUGUCUACACCGGUAACAACAUCUGUGUCAACACCAACAACCAAGGUGUCUACACCAGUAACUACAUCUGUGUCAACACCAACAACCAAGGUCUCCACACCAACAACCAAGUUGUCUACACCAGUAACAACAUCUGUGUCAACACCAACAACCAAGGUGUCAACACCAACAACCAAGGUUUCGACACCAGUCACGACAUCUGUGUCCACACCAACAACGAAGGUGUCAACACCAACAACCAAGGUUUCCACACCAGUAACAACAUCUGUGUCAACCCCAACAACUAAGGUGUCAACACCAACAACCAAGGUCUCGACACCAGUGACGACAUCUGUGUCCACACCAACAACGAAGGUGUCAACACCAACAACCAAGGUUUCCACACCAGUGACAACAUCUGUGUCUACCCCAACAACUAAGGUGUCCACACCAACAACGAAGGUGUCAACACCAACAACCAAGGUUUCAACACCGGUGACAACAUCUGUGUCCACCCCAACAACUAAGGUGUCUACCCCAACAACCAAGGUUUCAACACCAACAACCAAGGUCUCUACCCCAGUGACCACUUCUGUGUCAACACCAACAACAAAAGUUUCAACACCAACAACCAAGGUCUCAAGACCAACAACCAGGGUUUCGACACCAGUCACGACAUCUGUGUCCACACCAACAACAAAGGUUUCUACACCAGUCACGACAUCUGUGUCCACACCAACAACCAAGGUCUCAACACCAACAACCAAGCUUUCUACACCAGUCACGACAUCUGUGUCAACACCAACAACCAAAGUGUCCACACCAACAACAAAGGUUUCGACACCAGUCACAACAUCUGUGUCCACACCAACAACCAAGGUGUCCACACCAACAACCAAGGUUUCGACACCAACAACCAAAGUGUCUACUCCAACAACGAAAGUGUCUACUCCGACAACUAAAGUUUCAACACCAGUCACGACAUCUGUGUCCACACCAACAACCAAGGUUUCGACACCAACAACCAAGGUAUCAACACCAACAACAAAAGUGUCCAUACCAGUUACAACAUCUGUGUCAACACCAACAACCAAGGUUUCAACGCCAACAACCAAGGCUUCUACACCAGUCACGACAUCUCUGUCCACACCAACAACCAAGGUGUCCACACCAACAACCAAGGUUUCUACACCAGUCACGACAUCUGUGUCCACACCAACAACCAAGGUCUCAACACCAACAACCAAGGUUUCUACGCCAGUCACGACAUCUGUGUCCACACCAACAACCAAGGUCUCAACACCAACAACAAAAGUGUCCACCCCAGUUACAACAUCUGUGUCAACACCAACAACCAAGGUGUCCACACCAACAACAAAGGUUUCGACACCAGUCACAACAUCUGUGUCCACACCAACAACCAAGGUGUCCACACCAACAACCAAGGUUUCGACACCAACAACCAAAGUGUCUACUCCAACAACGAAAGUGUCUACUCCGACAACUAAAGUUUCAACACCAGUCACGACAUCUGUGUCCACACCAACAACCAAGGUUUCGACACCAACAACCAAGGUUUCGACACCAGUGACAACAUCUUUGUCAACACCAACAACAAAGGUGUCAACACCAACAACAAAGGUCUCUACCCCGGUGACAACAUCCGUGUCCACACCAACAACCAAGGUGUCUACCCCGACAACGAAAGUGUCUACUCCGACAACGAAAGUAUCGACACCAGUGACAACAUCUGUGUCCACACCAACAACCAAGGUUUCAACGCCAACAACCAAGGUGUCGACACCAGUGACAACAUCUGUGUCAACACCAACAACCAAGGUGUCAACACCAACAACCAAGGUCUCUACCCCAGUGACAACAUCUGUGUCAACACCAACGACCAAGGUGUCUACCCCAACAACCAAAGUGUCUACUCCAACAACCAAAGUGUCGACACCAGUUGGGACAACCAAGGUGUCAACACCAACAACCAAGGUCUCAACACCGGUGACAACAUCCGUGUCCACACCAACAACGAAGGUGUCAACACCAACAACCAAGGUCUCUACCCCAGUGACAACAUCUGUGUCAACACCAACAACCAAGGUGUCUACCCCAACAACCAAAGUGUCUACUCCAACAACCAAAGUGUCGACACCAGUGACCACAUCUGUGUCCACACCAACAACCAAGGUGUCCACACCAACAACAAAGGUGUCAACACCAACAACCAAGGUCUCUACCCCAGUGACAACAUCUGUGUCAACACCAACGACCAAGGUGUCUACCCCAACAACCAAAGUGUCUACUCCAACAACCAAAGUGUCGACACCAGUUGGGACAACCAAGGUGUCCACACCAACAACCAAGGUUUCAACGCCAACAACCAAGGUUUCGACACCAGUGACAACAUCUGUGUCAACACCAACAACCAAGGUGUCAACACCAACAACCAAGGUCUCUACCCCAGUGACAACAUCUGUGUCAACACUAACGACCAAGGUGUCUACCCCAACAACCAAAGUGUCUACUCCAACAACCAAAGUGUCGACACCAGUUGGGACGACCAAGGUGUCAACACCAACAACCAAGGUCUCAACACCAGUGACAACAUCCGUGUCAACACCAACAACGAAGGUGUCAACACCAACAACCAAAGUCUCUACCCCAGUGACAACAUCUGUGUCAACACCAACGACCAAGGUGUCUACCCCAACAACCAAAGUGUCUACUCCAACAACCAAAGUGUCGACACCAGUGACCACAUCUGUGUCCACACCAACAACCAAGGUGUCCACACCAACAACAAAGGUGUCAACACCAACAACCAAGGUCUCUACCCCAGUGACAACAUCUGUGUCAACACCAACGACCAAGGUGUCUACCCCAACAACCAAAGUGUCUACUCCAACAACCAAAGUGUCGACACCAGUUGGGACAACCAAGGUGUCAACACCAACAACCAAGGUCUCAACACCAGUGACAACAUCCGUGUCCACACCAACAACAAAGGUGUCAACACCAACAACCAAAGUCUCUACCCCAGUGACAACAUCUGUGUCAACACCAACGACCAAGGUGUCUACCCCAACAACCAAAGUGUCUACACCAGUCACAACAUCUGUGUCAACACCAACGACCAAGAUAUCAACACCAACAUCCGUAACGAAAUCUUCAUUUGUAUACGUCAGUCAACCAUCCAUUCAAGAAUCAUUUUCUACCUUCAUCCCCUCAUCUCUUAGAACCAGCAUUCUACUCACCACGACUUCAAGGUCGAUUGGCUGGCCAAGUAUGAUGACGAGGAAAUCGACACCAACUACUAAGGUUUCUACUCCUGUCACAACAUCAGUAUCAACACCAACAACCAAGGUGUCAACACCAACAACAAAGGUCUCGACACCAGUCACAACAUCUGUAUCCACACCAACAACCAAGGUGUCUACCCCAACAACGAAAGUGUCUACUCCCACAACCAAAGUGUCAACACCAGUCACGACAUCUUUGUCCACACCAACAACUAAGGUUUCAACACCAACAACCAAGGUUUCAACACCAGUGACAUCAUCUGUGUCCACACCAACAACCAAGGUAUCAACACCAACGACCAAGGUGUCUACCCCAACAACCAAAGUGUCUACUCCGACAACCAAAGUGUCGACACCAGUGACCACAUCUGUGUCCACACCUACAACCAAGGUAUCAACACCAACAACCAAGGUCUCGACACCAGUCACAACAUCUGUAUCCACACCAACAACCAAGGUGUCAACACCAACAACCAAAGUGUCUACUCCCACAACCAAAGUGUCGACACCAGUUGGGACAACCAAGGUGUCAACACCAACAACUAAGGUUUCAACACCAACAACCAAGAUCUCAACACCAACAACCAAGGUUUCGACACCAGUCACGACAUCUGUGUCCACACCAACAACCAAGGUGUCCACACCAACAACUAAGGUUUCAACACCAACAACCAAGGUUUCGACACCAGUCACGACAUCUGUGUCUACACCAACAACCAAGGUGUCCACACCAACAACAAAAGUGUCCACACCAGUGACAACAUCUGUGUCAACACCAACUACCAAGGUGUCUACACCAGUGACAACAUCUGUAUCAACACCAACAACUAAGGUUUCAACACCAGUGACAACAUCUGUGUCCACACCAACAACUAAGGUGUCUACUCCAACAACCAAAGUGUCAACACCAACAACCAAGGUGUCAACACCAGUGACAACAUCUGUGUCUACACCAACAACGAAGGUGUCAACACCAACGACCAAGCUGUCUACCCCAACAACCAAAGUGUCUACUCCGACAACCAAAGUCUCGACACCAGUAACCACAUCUGUGUCCACACCAACAACCAAGGUCUCUACACCAACAAGCAAGGUGUCAACACCAACAACCAAGGUCUCGACACCAGUCACAACAUCUGUAUCCACACCAACAACCAAGGUGUCUACCCCGACAACCAAAGUGUCUACACCAGUGACCACAUCUGUGUCAACACCAACAACUAAGGUUUCAACACCAACAACCAAGGUCUCAACACCAACAACCAAGGUUUCGACACCAGUCACGACAUCUGUGUCCACACCAACAACCAAGGUGUCCACACCAACAACUAAGGUUUCAACACCAACAACCAAGGUUUCGACACCAGUCACAACAUCUGUGUCCACACCAACAACCAAGGUGUCCACACCAACAACAAAAGUGUCCACACCAGUGACAACAUCUGUGUCAACACCAACUACCAAGGUGUCUACACCAGUGACAACAUCUGUAUCAACACCAACAACUAAGGUUUCAACACCAACAACUAAGGUUUCAACACCAGUGACAACAUCUGUGUCCACACCAACAACUAAGGUGUCUACUCCAACAACCAAAGUGUCUACUCCGACAACCAAAGUGUCAACACCAGUGACCACAUCUGUGUCCACACCAACAACCAAGGUCUCUACACCAACAACCAAGGUGUCAACACCAACAACCAAGGUCUCAACACCAGUGACAACAUCCGUGUCCACACCAACAACCAAGGUCUCUACCCCAACAACCAAGGUGUCCACACCAACAACAAAGGUUUCUACCCCAGUGACAACAUCUGUGUCCACACCAACAACCAAGGUGUCAACACCAACAACAAAAGUGUCCACACCAGUGACAACAUCUGUGUCAACACCAACAACUAAGGUUUCAACACCAGUGACAACAUCUGUGUCCACACCAACAACUAAGGUGUCUACCCCAACAACCAAGGUGUCAACACCAACAACCAAGGUAUCAACACCAGUGACAACAUCUGUGUCAACACCAACAACCAAGGUGUCAACACCAACAACCAAGGUCUCUACCCCAACAACCAAGGUGUCCACACCAACAACAAAGGUUUCUACCCCAGUGACAACAUCUGUAUCCACACCAACAACCAAGGUCUCAACACCAGUUACAACAUCUGUGUCCACACCAACAACCAAGGUCUCUACCCCAACAACAAAGGUGUCCACACCAACAACAAUAAUACAUAGCAUCAAGACACAAACGCCUGGUGGUUCGUCACACAUCCAGGUCUCCACGGCGAUAACCAAGUCUAAAGUAUCACUCCCAUCCACAUUCAUUUCAACUCCUGGUUUACCGACAGCACACCCUCCAUCGACCAAGGUGUCAACACCAGUGACGACAUCUGUGUCAACACCAACAACCAAGGUUUCAACACCAACAACCAAGGUGUCCACACCAGUCACAACAUCUGUGUCCACACCAACAACCAAGGUGUCCACACCAACAACCAAGGUGUCUACACCAGUCACAACGUCCGUGUCUACACCAACAACCAAGGUCUCCACACCAACAACUAAGGUGUCUACCCCAGUGACAACAUCUGUGUCCACACCAACAACCAAGGUUUCCACACCAACAACAAAGGUCUCAACACCAACAACAAAGGUGUCUACCCCAGUGACAACAUCUGUGUCCACACCAACAACCAAGGUGUCAACACCAACAACUAAGGUGUCUACACCAACAACCAAGGUUUCUACACCAGUAACGACAUCUGUGACCACACCAACAACCAAGGUGUCCACACCAACAACUAAGGUUUCAACACCAACAACCAAGGUUUCGACACCAGUGACAACAUCUGUGUCCACACCAACAACCAAGGUCUCCACACCAACAACCAAGGUCUCAACACCAACAACUAAGGUGUCUACCCCAGUGACAACAUCUGUGUCCACACCAACAACCAAGGUUUCCACACCAACAACCAAGGUCUCAACACCAACAACUAAGGUGUCUACCCCAGUGACAACAUCUGUGUCCACACCAACAACCAAGGUUUCCACACCAACAACAAAGGUCUCAACACCAACAACAAAGGUGUCUACCCCAGUGACAACAUCUGUGUCCACACCAACAACCAAGGUGUCAACACCAACAACUAAGGUGUCUACACCAACAACCAAGGUUUCUACACCAGUAACGACAUCUGUGACCACACCAACAACCAAGGUGUCCACACCAACAACUAAGGUUUCAACACCAACAACCAAGGUUUCGACACCAGUGACAACAUCUGUGUCCACACCAACAACCAAGGUCUCCACACCAACAACCAAGGUCUCAACACCAACAACUAAGGUGUCUACCCCAGUGACAACAUCUGUGUCCACACCAACAACCAAGGUUUCCACACCAACAACCAAGGUCUCAACACCAACAACUAAGGUGUCUACCCCAGUGACAACAUCUGUGUCCACACCAACAACCAAGGUUUCCACACCAACAACAAAGGUCUCAACACCAACAACAAAGGUGUCUACCCCAGUGACAACAUCUUUGUCCACACCAACAACGAAGGUGUCAACACCAACAACUAAGGUGUCAACACCAACGACCAAGGUGUCAACACCAGUCACAACAUCUGUAUCUACACCAACAACCAAGGUAUCUACACCAACAACCAAGGUGUCUACACCAACAACCAAGGUGUCUACACCAGUGACAACAUCAGUUUCCACACCAACAACCAAGAUUUCAAUAGCAACAACCGUAACGAAAUCUUCAUUUGUAUACGUGAGUCAACCAUCCAUUCAAGAAUCAUUUUCUACAUUCAUCCCCUCAUCUCUAAGAACCAGCAUUCUACUCACCACGACUUCAAGGUCGAUUGGCUGGCCAAGUAUGAUGACCAGGAGAUCAACACCAACGACCAAGGUCUCUACUCCAGUCACAACAUCUGUGUCCACACCAACAACCAAGGUCUCAACACCAACAACAAAGAUCUCUACCCCAGUCACAACAUCUCUGUCCACACCAACAACUAAGGUGUCCACACCAACAACCAAGGUCUCAACACCAACAACCAAGGUGUCCACACCAACAACCAAGCUGUCUACCCCGGUGACAACAUCAGUUUCAACACCAACAACCACUUUAACAAGCAUUCCCACAACAUCUGUCGUCACCACUUCUUUCACAACAACAAGCAUCACACCUUCAUCGGCGUACACAAGUAUACCAACUCCGUCACAAUCUAUUUGUCCGGUUUGCGUAUAUGUGAAUAGCAACAAUGUCACCGAGUAUUACAAGAUUGGAGAUAAAUGGACUGAUGGACCAUGUAAGAACAUGAGUUGCGAGGCGGUGUCUAACCCUUGCUAUCCAACAAACACGACCGCUCAGAUCAAGUCAAACAGCAUCAUCUGCCCAGCCUGUCCAGAGGGUUACGAUCGCUUGAAUGCGACAAGCGAUGUGUGCUGCGGUGAAUGUGUUCCAGUGAUUGGCCCAACAACCAUACCACCCAAAUGUGAACGCCAGGAGUUCGGAGCCAAGCAAAUCAAAAUUGGCGCGUGCUACUCCAACCAGACGUACCUGCACACAGGUUGUGGCGGUUAUUGCGACUCCUCUGCCACUGCGACGCAUGGUGUAUCGCUCACACUUGACCACAAGUGUACAUGCUGCAGUGCGGCCAAGGUGACGCGCUUCAACGUCUACAUGGUGUGUCCAGACAAGUCCAAGAACUUCGAGACCAUGUUCCCCGUGAUCGACAGUUGCACAUGUCAUUCUAUCUCGUGCUCCAAAGACAUCACAGAUAAUGGAUUGGUCGAAGUGAGCGAGAGCUCAGGCGAAGCAGUCCUCAAGCGACGACGACGACGACGAUGAACAUGAGGGUCCUUUAGAUUAAAUGGGAAUCGUUUAGGGAGGGGAAUCCAAAUAAACAAGGCUAUAUCGUAAAUUAUUGAAAUUCCGGUCCAUUCAGUGGCCGAGAUCAAUCUAGAGCCAGUAUUUUGAGAAUUUUAUUGUGGGAUGAAUAAAUAAAGUCUCAGAACAGAA